This is a messenger RNA of Lachancea meyersii CBS 8951, 426 nucleotides long. The record is from the annotation of a GenBank genome assembly. NCBI's taxonomy places the organism in Eukaryota, Fungi, Ascomycota, Saccharomycetes, Saccharomycetales, Saccharomycetaceae.
AUGACGAACUCAACCUCUGAGUCGCACUUGUCGACUGCUUCUCGACAGGACAGAAAAGGCAGCGAAAACUCCGCGAUCGGCCAGUCUUUUGUUCCGCCUGUAAGAACUUUGCCGCGCCAAACCGAACAGGCCGAAGCUGCACCGCACGCAGACUACCAGGAUAAACUAUGGACACAAAUCGACGUGCUCGACGACGUACGACGCAUGGCUCGGGAGAAAGAUGCCUACGAAGGGUUUCCUCCGGGAUUCGAAUCGGGACUGAGACAGCUGCGGGAAGCACACAUCAGUUUGCUGCACACGAUGAACAAAAGACGCGACGAACAGGAGGGGGGGGAUGAAACCUUAGAGCCGGGCAACGAGGGCAACGGCGAGGAAAGAAAACUGGUGGAAGAAGUGACGCGCUGUUUGCGCGGGUUGAGGGACUAA